CAUGUAAACUUGGUAGCAUACAGUGGGAUUCAUCAACAUAUCAGUCUUUAAUAAAUAUGUACGAAUCAGAAAUAUAAUUAUCGAGUGUAUGUCGAUUGCAACCAAUCAAGAAAUUUCGAAUAAAAAUUGGAGGUGGAUCCAAGAACAAAAUAAACAAAAUGGAAGAAAAAGUAGAAAUGUUUUUAUUCCGCAAAAAAUCCACAGAAAGCAAAACCAAUAAAGUGGAUGCAGAAGUUGCGCAGACGAAAGAUCAAAACAGCGACGAACUGAAAUACACUGUCUAUGAUUUCAUUCGAACAAUAAAAGACCCUGAGAAACCAAACACUUUGGAGGAACUCAAUGUGGUUUAUGAGGAAGGCGUUUUUGUGAAAGAAUCUACGGCUGCUAAUACCAGUGUUGUGAGGGUUGAAUUUAAUCCAACUGUUCCCCAUUGUUCAUUAGCUACCUUAAUAGGACUCUGCAUAAGAAUUAAAUUAGAAAGAAGUAUUCCAGAUGAGUUGAAAUUGGACAUUUUCAUAAAGAAGGGUGCUCAUGCAACUGAAGAAGAAAUUAAUAAACAAAUAAAUGACAAGGAACGAAUAGCAGCAGCUAUGGAAAAUCCCAAACUUAAGGAAAUGGUAGAAAUGUGUAUUAAGGAAGAAUAUUGAUUGUUUGUUUUGGGUUUUGGAGAAUGGAUAAUUGUACAUAUUUUUUUAUAUUCUUAUUGCACUUUUUCUAACUUGCAAUUGGACCUUAUCGCUACUACGAUUGUAGAUAUAUUGUUUGUAAUAUAAAUAAAAUUUAAGGAA
Nicrophorus vespilloides is the source of this 788-nucleotide messenger RNA. Its product is annotated as MIP18 family protein CG30152. The coding region runs from base 159 to 647 and encodes 162 amino acids. The transcript has 6 exons. Lineage: Eukaryota; Metazoa; Arthropoda; Insecta; Coleoptera; Silphidae. The record is from RefSeq and is a predicted model, not a curated record.